GAAGUGUUUAUUUUGGCAAAUCCAGAGUAAUCAUAAUGGGUUUUUCUUGUCCCCGUUGUGUCCAAACGUAUCGCUCCUUCGCCAUUUUCCGUCGAAAGUUGUCUACGUCCAGCACAAAUCCGAGUUUCUUCGAAAAACGGCGCGUCGUCAUCACCGGGCUAGGAGUAGUUUCACCGGUCGGUUGUAGUGCAGCAAAAGCAUGGGCCAACGUUCUUUCGGGAAUAUCCGCCGUGGGCAACCUAACGGAUGCUCCAUAUGAGAAGCUUCCUUGUCGGGUGGCGGCUCAGAUCAAUCGCGAUGAACUGGAUGUAGAGAAGCACUUCACCAAAAGCGAGCUGAAAACGAUGGCUCGGGCUACUGCAUUUGCAAUGAUAGCUGCCAAAGAAGCACUCGAGGGUGCUAGGUGGACCCCGCUAGCCGAGGAUGUCAAUGCAUGUCAACAAACGGGUGUUGCCAUCGGGAUGGGUAUGGUGGAUCUUGGGGACGUUUGUGAAACGAACGAAGCACUGAAGAAGGGCUACAACAGGGUAAGUCCUUUCUUUGUCCCAAGAAUUUUACCAAAUAUGCCUGCUGGCCAGUUGAGUAUCAAAUAUGGAUUUCGAGGUCCAAAUCACUCUGUUUCAACGGCCUGUGCAACGGGAGCACAUUCCAUCGGAGAUGCAUUUAAGUUUAUUCAACGUGGUGACGCGGACGUUAUGGUCUGCGGUGCUGCAGAGGCAUGUAUAAGUCCACUAGCGAUCGCUGGAUUUUGUAGACUACGAGCGUUGAGUACAUCGUUCAAUGAUAAUCCUCAAAAGUCAUCGAGGCCAUUUGAUGAUGCUCGAGAUGGCUUUGUCAUGGGAGAAGGAUCGGCAAUAUUUGUUCUGGAAGAAUUGACCCAUGCCAAAGCUAGAAAUGCUGACAUUGUAGGUGAAAUCCUGGGAUAUGGCCUUUCUGGCGAUGCAUCCCAUUUGACAGCGCCUCGGGAGGAUGGAAUCGGUGCAAUGUUAGCAAUGGGCAGAGCAUUGAAGGACGCCAAUAUGGUACCGGCGGAUAUCGGAUACAUCAACGCACAUGCAACUUCAACACCAAUCGGCGAUGCAAUUGAAGUUCGAUCGAUUCGGACUUUGUUCAGUGAUAAUUGGAAGCAAUUAGCUGUUUCCUCUACGAAGGGGGCACACGGGCAUCUGCUUGGUGCUGCAGGAAAUCUAGAAUCACUAUUUACAGUACUGGCGUGCCGAGAAGGGAAACUGCCUCCAACGAUCAAUUUAGAGAAUGUUUCUGAAGAGAUGCAAGGAAUGAACUUUGUUGCUAACAAGGCUCAGGAAUGGAAACCAGCAGAAGACAAAAGACGCGUUGCAUUGAAAAAUUCGUUCGGAUUCGGAGGAACAAAUGCGUCACUUUGCUUUGCUGAAUAUAGAGAAUGAAUAUUGUUGAACAAUGAAUAUAGUUAGAUUUUUGUUAAUCGGUGA
Molecule: messenger RNA, 1451 nt
Organism: Ochlerotatus camptorhynchus
Lineage: Eukaryota; Metazoa; Arthropoda; Insecta; Diptera; Culicidae
Product: 3-oxoacyl-[acyl-carrier-protein] synthase, mitochondrial
Exons: 1
Coding region: 36-1406 (456 amino acids)
Biological process (GO): fatty acid biosynthetic process
Cellular component (GO): mitochondrion
Molecular function (GO): 3-oxoacyl-[acyl-carrier-protein] synthase activity
Source: RefSeq, a predicted model, not a curated record